UUAGAAAUUGAAUUGAAUUUGGUUUGCAAAAAAUUAAAAACGUUGAAAAAUAGGAAAUUUUUUAUACUUAGUAUAAAAAACAAAAUAUUUACAAAAAUGUAACAAUGUUUAGUGAAGAAUCCUUGGAGGCUCGCCAGAAAAAUGAAUUUGAAGCCUUACAGGCAAUUUAUGGCGAUGAUUUGAGAGAUUUACGUGGUAAGUCUGUGUGGAAUAAAUGGAGACCGUUAAAUUUGAGUCUUUCAUUAACCCCACAGCAGGGAAGUUCUGGUACACAAGAAGUUUACGUAAAGCUAGAUCUUCAUAUUAUUUGUUCAGAAAAAUAUCCUGAUAGUGUCCCAAAAGUAUUAUUGGAAAAUGGAAAAGGCCUCUCAAAUGUAGUGUUAUCUGAACUUCAAGAAAAAUUAGAACAAAAAGCUAGUGAACUGAAAGGUGAGGAAAUGAUAUUUCAAUUAUCACAACUUGUUCAAGAAUUUUUGCACUAUCACAAUAAGCCAGCGUCAAAGAGUUUCUAUGAUGAAAUGUUGCAAAGACAAAAGGAAAAAGAACAAAAGGAUUUACAAGCAAAAAAGAAUGAACAAGAUAGACAGAGACAGCACAUGAGGGAGGAAAUCCAAUCAAGGCAAGAAAUAUUAAAAUCUGAGGUAAGGUUAAGAAGGGAAAAUAGACAAAACUCAGAAAAUGAUGAAGAAUUUGAAACAUCUAGAAGGUUUUCAGUUGUUACAAGGUAUGAAAAUAAUUGAAUGUACCUUACACAUGUUUAUAAUAUGUAAAUAUUAAUUUUCAGAAAACGUGAUGAUAGUUCUACAGAAAGCAGCGACGAAUACCCAUGUCAGCACAAAGGUACCACAAUGAUUGAAUUCAAUAGAAGAGAAGUUCAGAGAGGGCAGUGUAUAAAACACUCCACUCCUUGUCAUGUAGUAUUUAGCGGCUUGGAUAAUGAAACGGGUGAAUUAGUUAUAAUUAAUGAAUGGCACAUCAAAAUUAAAACUAAAAGUGAUUCUUUGUAUAUUCAACGACAACUAAGCAGUAUUGAACAAGAAAUUAACUACUUAAUUAAACUGAAACACAUAAAUCUAGCUCACUAUUAUAGCCUUAAAUAUCAAAUAGAUGACAAUAAAGUAAUAGUUUAUUUGUUGAAAGAAUUCAUUAAUGGUUCCAAUUGUUUUUCUUUAUUUUCCAAUCAAAAUAUAAAGGUCGAUGUAGACUUUAUCAAAUAUAUCGCCAAAGGCAUUCUUAUAAGUCUCGAGUAUUUACAUAGGAAUAACGUGGUUCACAAAGACAUUAAAGACACUAAUAUAUACAUAAAUGAUACAGGUCUCGUUAAGUUAGCAAACUAUAGUAUUCAUAGGAGAUUAUCUGAUUUAAUAUCUCAUAUUCAUAGUACCUAUACUAAAAAGACUGAUAUUUUUAAUUUUGGAAAACUCCUGUUAUCUCUCUUACAAGGGAAUGCUGUUAAUGAUGAGAAUCUGGUGAUUCCAAAUUCAAUACAGUCGGAUUUGUAUGAUUUUUUAACAAGAUGCCUUGCAAAGGAUGAGUCUGAGCGCUAUACAGCAGCUCAAUUAUUGAAUCAUUCUUUUUUCCAUAAAACAACAGUACAUCUCUCUCCGAAACAUGUAGCUGAGGAAGUAGCUCUGGAAAGAAACGUGUCUCCUGAAAUGGUCCACCAUUUAUUAGCAUUAAGUCAGUUAUCUAACGGACAAUCUAGAAUUAAUAGCGAAUUUGAAUUCUUGCAACAUCUGGGCAAAGGAGCCUUUGGGGACGUUAUAAAAGUGAGGAACAAACUAGACGGUUGCUAUUAUGCAAUUAAACGGAUUCGACUAAAUCCCAAAAAUAAGACUCUUAAUAAGAAAAUCGUAAGAGAAGUUAAGUUAUUAUCAAGACUAAAUCAUGAAAAUGUUGUUCGUUAUUAUAAUUCAUGGAUAGAGACAACUACUAUUAAGGAAGAAGUGGACAAUAGUACUAGUACGUCGUCUGUUGAACAGAAUAUACCUAAAAUUAUUAGAAGAGACGAGUUCACUUUAAAUGAUGACAUUGAAGCUUUGGCUCCACCUAUAAAAAAUGUUGAGGUUUCCAUUACGUAUGACAGUAAAUCACAAGUAACUUUCAAUAGUCCAUCUGACGAGGACUCUAGUGAGGAUGAUGAUGAGGCUUGGGGUGCUGUUUAUAGCGAAGAAUCAGAUUCAGAUGGCAUUGAAUUUGAACAUGAUUCUGACACGCUCUCAAAAGACACCUCGGUAUCUGUCACUUCAUGUAGAAAUACGGAUUCUACGGAACCCUCCCAAGAAAUAGUUAAACAAAUUGAUUUCAUGUAUAUACAAAUGGAAUUUUGCGAGAAAAGCACCCUAAGAAUAGCUAUAGAUAAGAAUUUAUAUCUUGAUGAAGAUCGAGUUUGGAGACUUUUUAGAGAAAUAGUUGAAGGUUUAGCGCAUAUUCACCAACAAGGAAUGAUCCAUAGAGAUUUGAAACCUGUAAAUAUAUUCUUAGAUUCUGAUGAUCAUGUUAAAAUAGGGGAUUUUGGUUUAGCCACAACUGUGUUAAAGUCAAGGCAAAAUGAAUAUGUGUUUUCCAAAAGCCUUAUAGAAAGUGAAAGAGAAGAAACAGAUGAAAGCAAAACCGGGCAAGUAGGCACUGCUUUGUACGUAGCACCUGAAAUAAAUGGAGUAUCGAAAGUGGUGUAUAACCAGAAAGUUGAUAUUUAUAGCUUAGGCAUAAUCUUAUUUGAAAUGUGCUAUAAACCUUUAGAAACCUCAAUGGAAAGAAUAAAAAUACUAACUAAAUUAAGAAUGAAAGAGAUUACAUUUCCAGAAGAUUUUGUUGCUAGAGAAAAAAAGAAGAAACAAUUUCUUAUAAGGUGGUUAUUAGAUCAUGAUGUUUCAAAACGCCCCACUUCUCAGGAACUUUUACAAUCUGAGCAUGUCCCUCCACCGGUACUAGAGGAAUGUGAACUAAGAGAACUAGUGAGACACACACUAAGUAAUCCCCAAUUAAAAGGUUACAAAUACCUCAUCGCUUCUUGUUUUAAACAGUCAGUCACGCCAGCUCAAGAUAUAACUUAUGACAAAGAUCCUUUCACGCCUAAUACUAUGAAGCCUUUGCAGUUGUAUGAUUUCGUCAGACAAGUCUGUGUAAAGAUUUUCAAACAACAUGGUGGUCAGAACUUGUCCACUCCACUUUUAAUACCUAAGAGCAAAUUUUAUGAGGGUAUGGACUCUUGUGUUAAACUUAUGACCCACUUUGGUAGUAUUGUAUCUUUACCACAUGAUCUCAGGGUUCCAUUUGCUAGAUAUAUAGCUUGGAAUGGAAUUAGCCUAUUAAGGCGAUAUUCAAUCGAGAGGGUGUAUAGAGAAAAAAAGGUUUUUGGUUUUCAACCUAGAGAACUUUAUGAAUGUGCAUUUGACAUUGUAAGCCCAAUGCAAGGUAAUCUUGUAUCGGAUGCUGAAGUACUCUAUAUUGUAUACGAGAUAAUAAACGAGCUACCUGGUGUUAAGCACAAACGUUUCCUGAUAAAACUUAAUCAUACAUCAUUAUUAAAAGCAAUUUUACUGCAUUGCGGUAUAAAAGACAAACAUCAAGAAGUUUAUAGUAUGAUUUCGGAUGUAAAGGAGUGUAAGGUGCCAAAGUACGAAAUGCAGAAUUAUUUUAUAAAGUUAGGAUUAUCGGAUAACACAAUCAAUUUAUUAUUGAAUCUCUUUAAUUCGGAAUUUGAGAUUUCAAAGGCUGUAAAUCAAUUUCAAAUGAUUACUAAAAAGAGAUCAGGAGAGGCAAGCCGACUAGCGGCGCAGGCUCUGCAGGAUCUAAAAAUUAUUGGACAAAAUGCUGAAGCUUAUGGAGUGAAGUUCGAUAUUGUGGUGUCUCCUGGUCUAGUAUAUAACGUUCAUCAGUAUUCAGGCAUGAUCUGUCAAUUCGUAUGUGAUUUAAAGAAAAAACAUAAGCACGCAAAUAUGGAAGUAUUAGCUGCCGGUGGUAGAUACGAUUCUAUGAUAUCGUUUUACCGCAGUAUCAUGGAACAAGCUAAUAUGCUCAGCAGAGAUGUUCAGCAAUCGGCAGUUGGGGUUUCCAUUUCUCUGGACCGGUUAGUGCAGGCCUUGCAAAAGGAGCAAGUAGACUUUCUGGAUGUUGUCGUUUGUUCCAUUGGUACGAAGAAUUUGAUUAGGGAAACAACAAAGGUUUUAAGAAGUUUAUGGGCAGCAGGCAUAAGAAGUUCUUUAGUGGAAGCCGCCAAUAUAGAAGAGAUACAAGAGCAACUGAAUGAACUGAAAGUUUCCCAUACUAUAAUUUUGAAGGAUAACGACCAAGGAACAGUGAGAGUUCGAAGUUGGGACAAAGAUAGAUUUCAGGAAAAAUUGUUCACGACUACUGAAUUAGUAGAAAAUGUUCAGCGUAUAUUAAAAGCUGGGAAUGAGGGGUACCAGGAAAAUGUAAGUUCCCCUAAUAUUUUGUCAAAAUCAGAAAGCCGCACUUACUAUGGUGACCGUGGUGACCACUGCCAAGAAGCUAAUGUAAAUGUAUUGUUUGCUGACAAAAUGUCCUCCAAUUCAAGAAAAAGAUACGAAAAUCAGAUCAGAUCUCAGUUGGAUGGUUUAUUUAAAAAAUUGACGGGAUACGUCAUUGUCUUAGCCCUUACCAUAGAAUCAAAUGUGAUAAGAACUUUAGCGUCAUAUUUAGAAUUUGACUCUGAAUACCAAUUCCAAAAAUCAGUUGAGAAUGUCAUAGAAAGGCAUCAGAAACAUAAAAAAUAUAUCAAUGACAUUUGUGAUGAAAUCUACGAGCAGAAAACAAAGAGGACAAGCCCGACAAUAGUUUUAUUUAGUCUAUCAGAAACUUUUUAUAAAGUAAUUUUGUAAGCAUAAAACUAAGGAAUAAAAAUAA
This is a messenger RNA of Anoplophora glabripennis (Asian longhorned beetle), 4869 nucleotides long. It is a transcript of the gene Gcn2, whose product is annotated as eIF-2-alpha kinase GCN2. The record is from RefSeq and is a predicted model, not a curated record. The transcript has 23 exons. NCBI's taxonomy places the organism in Eukaryota, Metazoa, Arthropoda, Insecta, Coleoptera, Cerambycidae. Gene Ontology annotation, biological process: DNA damage checkpoint signaling; regulation of translational initiation by eIF2 alpha phosphorylation. Gene Ontology annotation, cellular component: cytosol. Gene Ontology annotation, molecular function: protein binding; ATP binding; eukaryotic translation initiation factor 2alpha kinase activity.